GUGCCCCCCCGGACCGGGGGCGCUGACCGGAUCAGCGCAUGCGCCCAGGUGAAACGGAGGGGCGGGGGGCGCGGGGGCAGAGGUGACCUGGGGCUCUGGACUUAGACCCAAGGGCUAGACACCCCGGGUCUGGUGGGAGAGAAGACGUAAUGUGAAGGGGGUUGGCAACCAAGACGCGGGACCCCACUUGCAGUAUCCCCCGCCUGCGGCCGGCGUCGCCCACCCGCAGCCGCCGGCCGGGCAAUGGCACCACCUAGCGGACGGCACCAGAGCGGCCCGCGGGGGCGGUGCGGGGACCCCAGCCUCGAGGAGGCGCUCGUGCCGGGCGGAGGUGGCGCUUCAGCACCGUCGUGGGCCGGACAGCGCCUCCCGCCCCCGGCCCUCGAAACCUGGCUUCGGAGCCCAGCCGUAGGGACCGGACGGAAGACACCGAAGGAACGGCGAACCUCCCCGGACCGCUCCUGACAGUUCCCGGGUGGCCUUCGGCCUGCAAAGUCGGAAUUUGCACACCUUCCGCUCGUCCUUCCCUGAGCCCUUCUGCCCUCCUUGCCCAGCCCGGGCGGUGGGGACUAAGCAGCGCGGGGCUGCAGAGGGGCGGUCACAAGUGUGACCAUUCGCACUGCACUCCAGCCGCUGGCUCCUCAGGCUUUACUGGAGAGAAGCCCCGAGGAGGGCUAGGGGCAAAAGAGGGGCCUUCUGCAUCUCCAGCAACCUGCGGGCUGAGCUCCCAGACCCGGCGUCGGGCGCCCAGGAGCUCUUCGCCGCCCGCUCGCGGUCGCAGAAGCUGCCCCAGCGCUCGCAUGGCCCCAAGGACUUUCUGCCCGACGGCUCGGCAGCUCAGGCCGAGCGGCUGCGCCGGUGCCGGGAAGAGCUCUGGCAGCUGCUGGCAGAGCAGCGCGUGGAGCGCCUGGGCAGCUUGGUGGCUGCCGAGUGGAGGCCAGAAGAGGGCUUCGUGGAGUUGAAGUCUCCUGCGGGCAAAUUCUGGCAGACCAUGGGCUUCUCAGAGCAGGGCCGGCAGCGGCUUCACCCGGAAGAGGCCUUGUAUCUUCUGGAGUGUGGCUCCAUCCACCUCUUCCACCAAGACCUGCCACUGUCUAUCCAGGAAGCUUACCAGCUGCUGUUGACCGACCACACUGUGACCUUCCUGCAGUACCAGGUCUUCAGCCACCUGAAGAGGUUGGGUUAUGUGGUUCGACGAUUCCAACCAAGCUCUGUCCUGUCCCCGUAUGAGAGGCAGCUUAACCUGGAUGCCAGCGUGCAGCACUUGGAGGAUGGAGAUGGCAAGAGAAAGAGGAGCAGCUCCAGCCCUCGGUCCAUUAAUAAGAAGGCCAAGGCCCUGGACAACUCCCUGCAACCCAAGAGUCUGGCAGCCUCCAGCCCACCUCCCUGCAGCCAGCCCAGCCAAUGCCCAGAGGAGAAACCCCAGGAGUCAAGCCCCAUGAAGGGCCCAGGGGGCCCCUUUCAGCUUCUGGGGUCCCUGGGCCCCAGCCCUGGCCCGGCCAGGGAGGGGGUGGGGUGCAGCUGGGAGAGCGGCAGAGCCGAGAACGGAGUCACGGGGGCCGGUAAGCGGCGCUGGAACUUCGAGCAGAUCUCCUUCCCCAACAUGGCUUCAGACAGCCGCCACACCCUCCUGCGCGCCCCAGCCCCAGAGCUGCUCCCGGCCAACGUGGCUGGGCGGGAGACAGACGCUGAGUCCUGGUGCCAGAAGCUGAACCAGCGCAAGGAGAAGCUCUCCAGGCGGGAACGGGAGCACCACGCGGAGGCCGCGCGGUUCCAGGAAGACGUCAACGCCGAUCCCGAGGUGCAGCGCUGCUCCAGCUGGCGGGAGUACAAGGAGCUGCUGCAGCGGCGGCAGGUGCAGAGGAGCCAGCGCCGGGCCCCUCACCUGUGGGGCCAGCCCGUCACCCCCCUGCUGAGUCCUGGCCAGGCCAGCUCCCCAGGUACCCCCUCAGCCUGCCACAUCUUCGAGGGCCACUGGCAGCUGAGGAAUCACAGGACUUUGGAAAGGGCAUGGGUGAACUGGGAUGGAUUGAGGCUUAAGGAAGAUGUGGGAGGAGGGAGUGGACCCACAAGGACGGUCAGUUCUCCCGCGGCUGCAGCAGGGCCUGUGUGGGAAGGCUUAGAGAUGCCGUGGUCCUUCAGCAUAUCUCUGUGCUGCAGACAACACACCUUCCUGAUGGAGGUGCCCGGCUGUUGGAGAAGUCUGGGGGCUUGGAAAUCAUCUUUGAUGUUUACCAGGCCGACGCUGUGGCCACAUUCCGAAAGAAUAACCCUGGCAAACCCUAUGCCCGGAUGUGCAUUAGUGGAUUUGAUGAGCCUGUCCCAGACCUCUGCAGCCUCAAGCGGUUAUCUUACCAGAGUGGGGAUGUCCCUCUGAUCUUUGCCCUGGUGGAUCAUGGUGACAUCUCCUUCUACAGCUUCAGGGACUUCACGUUGCCCCAGGAUGUGGGGCACUGACGUCACAGCUCUGCAGAGGAUGGAGCUUGCUCCGGGGGACCGGGACUGUCUGUUCUCAGGGACCAUCUCGGCUGCUUCCUGUACCCAGACUCUAACCUGUAGCUUCAGAGGCCAGUCUGGGCCUUGGCCCUGGGUGUCUGAUACUCACAGAGUGAAACUGUGACCCUCUUCCUUCCCUGCUGCCUUGCAGUGACCCCUCUGGAACUCAGGACUCGAUUUUAAGGACCCAGGAGGUGGAGCAGAAGAGAGGACUGUGUGCCUUUAACGAGAGGGUGCCUGCUUCGUGCUAUAAAGCCAAAGCCAUUAAAAAUAGAUUUCUUUUC
Messenger RNA from Pan troglodytes (chimpanzee), 2780 nucleotides. RefSeq names its product tRNA splicing endonuclease subunit 54 (gene TSEN54). NCBI's taxonomy places the organism in Eukaryota, Metazoa, Chordata, Mammalia, Primates, Hominidae. Bases 992 to 2377 code for a protein of 461 amino acids. Gene Ontology annotation, cellular component: tRNA-intron endonuclease complex. The record is from RefSeq and is a predicted model, not a curated record. The transcript is spliced from 11 exons. Gene Ontology annotation, biological process: tRNA-type intron splice site recognition and cleavage.